This is a messenger RNA of Odocoileus virginianus texanus, 3327 nucleotides long. The record is from RefSeq and is a predicted model, not a curated record. Lineage: Eukaryota; Metazoa; Chordata; Mammalia; Artiodactyla; Cervidae.
UCAUGAAGACAGAGAGAAAGGUGCGAUAUGCAAUAUGAUACCUUCUCCCUGUCCUCACCUCCGUCCCAAAACGGGGGAAGGGCAGUGCCCAGCACUGACAACUGCAUUGCCUCAAACUCAGCUCCCAACCCUUGGACAGGAUAGCAUCCCUGUGGCCAGAGGCCCUGAAGUCUGAAGCGGCGCCAUGGAGGGCUCCGUGCUGAGCCCCACGUCCUGGGAGAGACGCAGGGCCUGGCUCCGUCAGAGCCGGCACUGGCAGACCCAGGUCCUGGAGGAAGAGGCUGCAGCGGCCCUGCAGAAUGUCCCAGAUGCCGAGCCCUCUGGCCUGGAUGACGUUUUCCAGGAAGGAAAUCCAAUCAACAAGAUUGAAGACUGGCUGCAAGAUUGCGGAUACUCUGAAGAAGGGUUUUUUGAGGAAGCAGGACAGUCGAACUACAAUGGGUGCCCCAGCCAUGGAACCAGCUUUGAAGAUGACUUGAGCCUUGGAGCAGAGGGUAAGUGGCACAGCUCUUUGAGGUUGGGAUUGAGGAAGCUGCUAUCCACCGGAUGAAUGAAGAUAGACUGGAAGGGGAGAACUGCAGAAAGAAGCAGCACAUCCAUGGCGUCUUCUCUGCAGGGAAAGAGCAAUCCCAUAUGAUCUAAUGGAAAACUCAGAAAGCAUCACAUGCCCAGAAAUGUCUGCUCACCAGCCUAUCAAGACAUUUACUUGUUCAUCAUUGGAGCUUUCCUUUGGCCCCUGGGAAGAUAAUAUAUAAAAUCACCAUAAAGUUGGCUGCCCAGACAUCUUUGAAAUGGUUUUCUAUAUAGAAGCCCCAAGCAGUCUGAGUACUGGGUGUAAGAGAGAGAUUACAUUGGAGGAAGAUAAAGGCUGAAAUGAAGGAUGGAGAUAUAGCAACCCGCCUGUGUCUUCUGGGACCCUUAGAGACACAUGUGGUGAAGCAGGAACGCUAGCCUGGUGGCCUGAAUGACUGUCCUCCUCAGGACAGAGAAACUCUUGUCUGGACACCAGGCAUGGUUCAGAAGCUCAAAGGCUCGGGGCCAGUUUUUCCUCUGCCAUGUUUGUCCCCCUUCCAGGUCUAUGUUUGAUAAUCUUCAUAUACUUUCCUAAAGAACAGGGUUCAUAGGGUUUAUGGGCCUGCAGUAGUAGCAGAGAGGAGCAGAAGGGGCUGAGGUUUAAGUUCAGAGGGGCAGCUCAGAUGAUUUUCAUUUUCCCUUCUAACUGUGUCUUUCUAUUACUUGUCCAGCCACACUUUUGGCCGCCAGCAGCAAACUCUACUCCAGGUAAGUGUUAGUUUCAGCCAGGCUGAGUGAUGUCUCUUUCAGGAGCUACUGAAUUGGGGUGGGCAUCAGAGUCCAAGAGAUUAAAAACAAAGAGCUGCAGUUUUAUAAUAGAGAGUGAAAUUUCCAACCAGAAAUGAGACCAUAGAUUCAGUUUUUAUAGUAGAUGGUUCAAACAUACCCAGCAGGGAGUGACUGUGCCCGCAGGGCAUGUCUGGAAGCCAGAGUACAGACAUUGCUCACAAGAUUAGUGUGACUUCAGCAUUGAUUCCUGCAGGAGCUUCCUGGAGACAUCCCGGCCCGGACAGCUACUAGAUCUUGGCUGCAGUUUGGCUUCCAGCAGCAUGACUGGUGGGACCAACAAGACUAGUUCAAGCAUCUCAGAGAUUCUGGACAAGGUGCAAGAAGAUGCAGAAGAUGUCCUUUUCAGCCUGGGCUUUGGUCAGGAGGACCACAAAGACACUUCUCGAAUCCCUGCUCGAUUUUUCACCACCCCCUCUCAAGCCAAAGGCAUUGAUUUCCAGCUCUUCCUGAAGUCCCAAGUGCGGAGGAUUGAGAUGGAGGACCCUUGCCUCAUGCUGGCCAGCAGGUUUAAGCAAGUGCAAACACUGGCCGUCACCGCAGAUGCCUUCUUCUGUCUCUACUCCUACGUGUCUAAGACACCUGUCCAAAAGUUCACACCAUCCCACAUGUUCUGGAAUUGCAACCCAGCUGACAUGCCAUCCAUCAAGAUUCUGUCCCCAGAGCCUGAACCUCACUCACCCAGAGAGCGCCUCCGGAAAGCCAUCUCCAAAAUGUGCCUGUACACGUGCCCACGAGAUAGACUGUCCCCACCCGACUACACUCCCAAAAGGAACAGUUUGGACCAGGUGGUGUGGGAGGUGAUGGACAGAGUGAGAGGAGAGAAGCUGGUCCUCCAGCAAGACUCUGGGUUUGGACCAGGCCCACGGGGAGAUCCCUUGCCCCCUACCAAGGGCACAAAACUGCCUACUUCUUACUGCCCAUGUGUCCUCUGCCUUAAAGAAGAAACACAGCAGGGGAUGUCCACAUGGCAAGAACCUUCAGAAACUCUGGGUUCUGACCUCAGGAUGCCAUGUUGCUCACAUCCUCUGCCCAGAGCAGAUCUGCAGUGGAGCACAGACCCUGUGCAGGAACAGAGAGAGCUGUGGGGGCUGCAGGCCAGCAGUAAGGAGGCCCCCUCGGUCCAGGAAGGUGCCUUCUGGACAAGAAAGAGCAGAGCACGAAAGAGUCUGUUUCAGAAGAAUCCCACGGGCAAGAAGGUUAACUCACUGGACCUGUCCAUCAUCCAGCAGAAAUGGAAACAGAGUCAAGAGGGAACAGAAAUGCACCGAUCCCUAACUGAGCAGUGGCAGGACACUUGGGACUUGGAGGUGCAAAGCAACAGUGAGGAGGAGGACAGCCACUGGCCCAGCAGACCUGGACAUCACCACCUCUACCAGACUUUUGCUGGCGAAGACUCCAGAAGCUUUCACCACCACCACAACCACAGCACAUGCUCUGACAGCAGCGACUUCACACAAGAGCCUAAUUCCCACCUCUUCUCACAGGAGGCUCUAUAGCCUCCAACAUCCAGCUCCUGCUCCCUGGCCCUGCAAACUGCUGACCUCAAUAAGAGAAAAGCAAGAUGGUGCACCAGACAGAAGACCAGAGUGAGAGACUUGGAAUCUCCAUCCUGAUGCUGUCAUGAAGAGUAUGCACAGAGAUAGACCUUAAUCAGUCACUUCAUUUCUCUGCACUUUGGUUUUUCUAUGUGGGUAUUAGAAUACAUGAUAUAUAUGAUAUGGACAGUGGUAACCUAGACAAAGAAUUUUCUCUCAAGCUUCGACACUGCCCAGGGCAGUUAGUAGAUUGAAGGAUAAUCAAAUUUGAGAAACAAGGGUGCUACUGGAAUACUCUCAAGCUAAAUGAGGAAAGACAAUUCCCACUUUCAGGCUCUGAAACCUUGGUGCAAUCUACAGUGGGAUUCCCUCGGAGCUUCUUCUCAUCCCUCUGUGCUCCCAAUUAAAUUCCAGGAAGUCUUCCACCGUA